UGAACACCGAGAGGCUCAAAGUGACAGUUGGAGCUCAGAGGAGCUGAAGGAAAGUAAACACACGAGCCAAACUCACUCCUGCUUCACUGCUCCGGCUGAACAACUGAUAUCCAGACGGAGAGCGCGAGACACAGCAAACAUGUCCCAACAGGCGGUGAACGGGGUCUCGUGCAGGGGCAAGGUCCUGACUCUGGACAACAUGAACCCCAAUGUGAAGCGGGUCGAGUACGCGGUCCGUGGUCCCAUAGUGCAGCGGGCUCUGCAGAUCGAGAGGGAGCUCAAAGAGGGAGUCAAGAAACCUUUCACAGAAGUCAUUAAGGCGAAUAUAGGGGACGCUCACGCCAUGGGUCAGAAACCAAUCACAUUUCUCAGACAGGUUUUGGCUCUGUGUGCUUACCCUGAUCUCCUGGAAGACAACAAGUUUCCAGAAGAUGCCAAGCAAAGAGCGAAGCGUAUUCUCCAGGCCUGUGGAGGCCACAGUAUAGGGGCCUACAGUGCAAGCCAGGGCAUUGAGUGUGUCCGUCAGGAUGUGGCGCGCUACAUCGAGAAGAGAGAUGGUGGAAUCCCCUCCAACCCCGACACCAUCUACCUCUCCACUGGAGCCAGUGAUGCCAUUGUGAACAUGCUGAAGUUGCUGGUGUGUGGUGAGGGCCGUGACCGUACAGGAGUGAUGAUCUCCAUCCCCCAGUACCCUCUGUACUCGGCCGCCCUGGCAGACCUGGGCGCCGUGCAGAUCAGUUACUACCUGGACGAGGACAAGUGUUGGAGUCUGGAUGUGGCAGAGCUCAAGAGAGCUGUCACUGCAGCCAGGCAGCACUGCAAUCCCCGCGUCCUCUGCAUCAUCAACCCCGGAAACCCCACUGGUCAGGUCCAGAGCAGACAGUGCAUUGAAGAUGUGAUCCGAUUUGCUAAAGAGGAGCAUCUCUUCCUCAUGGCUGAUGAAGUCUACCAGGAUAAUGUGUAUGCAGAGGGCUGUAAGUUUCACUCUUUUAAGAAGGUGUUGUUUGAGAUGGGACCAGAGUACUCCAGUACAGUGGAGAUGGCCUCCUUCCACUCCACCUCCAAAUGCUACAUGGGAGAGUGUGGAUUCCGCGGUGGCUACAUGGAGCUGGUUAACAUGGACCCUGAAGUUAAAGCCCAGCUUACCAAACUGAUGUCGGUGCGUCUGUGCCCCCCCGUACCCGGACAGGCUCUCCUGGACCUGGUGGUCAACCCCCCGCAGCCUGAUGAGCCCUCCUACAACACGUUUAUGAAGGAGCGGACAGCAGUGUUAGCAGAUUUAGCAGAGAAGGCCAGGCUAACAGAGCAGAUGUUCAACGCAGUACCUGGUAUCACCUGUAACCCUGUGCAAGGGGCCAUGUAUACCUUUCCCCGCAUCACUCUACCGCAGAAGGCCAUUGACAAGGCUAAGGAAGAAGGCAAGGUCCCGGACAUGUACUACUGUAUGAGGCUGUUAGAGGAGGAAGGUAUCUGCCUGGUGCCGGGAAGCGGCUUUGGUCAGAGAGAGGGAACCUUCCACUUCAGGAUGACCAUCUUGCCUCCCGCUGAGAAGCUGAAGGUUGUGCUGCAGAAGAUCCGCGACUUCCACGUGCGAUUCACACAAGAGUUUUCAUAACAAUCAUCUCAAGAACCAACUCGUUCGGUGCCAGUAUCUUCAAGUGCCUUUGUGUGAAGGUUGUACAUUGAACGCCUCUUAUUUAGACAGUCAAAAUCGGAUUUCGUGCUCACAUGUACAGCAUGUUAAGAUGUAAUGAUUUUCAGUAAAUGAUGCACCUUUCCGAAGUAUUUUACCCUGCCAGGUUUGUGAAACUGAAAAUGUUUUAUGCAGAUUGUAUGAAAAUUCAGAUGUCCUUUUCAGAUGCUGCUACAGGUGCAUCUCUCCUGCCAAGAUUUUUACAGCCAAAUUAGAUGAAAGUAUUAAUUCAAUAACAUGUUAAGUGAUUACUUGAUUAACCCGAGAGGAUGCACCAAGUUAUGAAUUACUGCCACGUCUUUACAGGCCUGACUCAGAUUGUAGCUAUUUGUAUCACUAAUAUUUAAAUCGUUCUCAAAUGCCAUUAAACACUUGAAUAUCUGA
Centropristis striata (black sea bass) is the source of this 2077-nucleotide messenger RNA. RefSeq names its product alanine aminotransferase 2-like. Gene Ontology annotation, biological process: biosynthetic process. Bases 140 to 1615 code for a protein of 491 amino acids. The transcript has 12 exons. NCBI's taxonomy places the organism in Eukaryota, Metazoa, Chordata, Actinopteri, Perciformes, Serranidae. The record is from RefSeq and is a predicted model, not a curated record. Gene Ontology annotation, molecular function: L-alanine:2-oxoglutarate transaminase activity; pyridoxal phosphate binding.